This is a messenger RNA of Triplophysa rosa, 1830 nucleotides long. RefSeq names its product suppression of tumorigenicity 7 like (gene st7l). The coding region runs from base 12 to 1712 and encodes 566 amino acids. The transcript has 14 exons. NCBI's taxonomy places the organism in Eukaryota, Metazoa, Chordata, Actinopteri, Cypriniformes, Nemacheilidae. The record is from RefSeq and is a predicted model, not a curated record. Gene Ontology annotation, molecular function: protein binding.
AUGGGUGAAAGAUGGCGGACAGCAGCGGCAUUAAUCCUCAAUCGCCCGGUUUCACCGAGAAAUUAAAAUCGUGGCUGUGCUGGUCGUGGACGUACAUAUGCGCGCUCUGGUUCGCUAUGGUGUUGACGAUGGUGUACGCGCUUAGAAGUCCUCUGAAGUUACAGGAGACCGUGAACGCAGCAUCUGUAUUUUUAAACACUCUCACACCUAAAUUCUAUGUGGCACUCACCGGCACAUCCUCUCUCAUCUCUGGCCUUAUUUUGAUAUUCGAGUGGUGGUACUUUAGGAAGUACGGCACCUCAUUUAUCGAGCAGGUGUCUGUCAGUCACUUGCGUCCUCUGCUGGGAGGAGUGGAGAACAGCAGCUCUGCCGGCCUCUUCUCUUCUGUCAAUGGGGAUGCCGAACAAAGAUCCAACGUCGCAGAAUGUAAAGUUUGGAGGAAUCCCUUAAACUUAUUCAGAGGUGCAGAGUACAGCAGGUACACAUGGGUGACGGGGAAAGAGCCCCUGACGUACUACGACAUGAAUCUGUCAGCACAAGAUCACCAGACUUUCUUUUUGGGGGACACUCAACAGCUCAGACCAGAAGAUGCUGUAAUGCAGAAAGCCUGGAGAGAGAGAAAUCCACAGGCACGCAUUCGAGCAGCUUAUCAAGCCAUCGAACUAAACCGCGAAUGUGCCGCGGCAUACGUGCUCCUGGCUGAGGAGGAAGCCACAACCAUCGCAGAAGCCGAGCGACUAUUUAAACAAGCGCUUAAAAGUGGUAUGAACUUUCACAACUUCACACUCACAUACGAUGCCACCUUGUUGCUAAUGCACAAUUACGUUCCUGUUUUCACAGCUGGUAAAGAUACCAAUCUACUGGUCUACAUCAGAAGAAGACUCGCCAUGUGUGCCAGAAAACUGGGCCGCAUUAAAGAAGCUAUAAAGAUGAUGAGAGAUUUAAUGAAAGAAUUCCCAUUACUUGGAAUGUUAAAUAUUCACGAGAACCUUCUCGAAGCCUUAUUAGAACUGCAGGCAUACGCUGAUGUACAGGCAGUCCUCGCAAAAUAUGACGAUAUCAGCUUGCCAAAAUCGGCCACUAUAUGCUACACGUCCGCCUUACUGAAAGCAAGAGCCGUGUCAGAUAAAUUUUCACCCGAAACAGCCUCCAGACGAGGUCUCAGUACAGCAGAGAUGAACGCAGUGGAGGCCAUACACAGAGCUGUGGAGUUUAACCCACAUGUACCAAAGUAUUUAUUAGAGAUGAAGAGUCUGAUUUUGCCUCCGGAACAUAUAUUAAAGAGAGGAGACAGUGAAGCGGUGGCAUACGCGUUCUUUCACCUGCAGCACUGGAAGCGGGCAGAGGGGGCGCUCAAUCUCCUGCACUGCACCUGGGAGGGAACUUUCAGAAUUAUUCCAUACCCUCUGGAGAAGGGUCACCUCUUCUAUCCUUACCCAGGAUGCACAGAGACCGCAGACAGAGAACUUCUGCCUUCGUUUCACGAAGUCUCAGUGUAUCCGAAGAAAGAGCUUCCGUUCUUCAUUCUCUUCACAGCGGGCCUGUGCUCUUUCUGUGCCAUGCUGGCCAUGCUAACACACCAGUUUCCUGAACUCAUGGGGGUCUUUGUUAAAGCCUUCUUUAGCACUCUCUGUGCACCGCUGGGAUUUUUCGCCGAUAAGAUGGAAAGCUUCAUGCCCUCCUGCCUGUGGCAUCAACUAACAAACGUCUGACAAACACACCAACUCGCAUACAAACCAAACACUACUGUACAUGUCGCUCGAGAUGCCCCAAGCUAUUCUCACAAUAAAAACGAUUUGGCUCUUUGAUGUAAUUCUGUUUCGCUUUUUC